Molecule: messenger RNA, 1941 nt
Organism: Mesocestoides corti
Lineage: Eukaryota; Metazoa; Platyhelminthes; Cestoda; Cyclophyllidea; Mesocestoididae
Source: the annotation of a GenBank genome assembly
AUGAUGUCUCACUUGUUGUCUCCUUUGCGGCGUUCAGUCGCGUUUUUCGCCUCGGACACCUCCGCAUGGGUCUCCACAAUAGGUCUAGAGGUACAUGCACAGCUGACUAGUGCUCGUUCGAAGCUCUUCUCUCCUGCUUGUUACUCAUUUACAGCACCACCAAAUACUCAAAUUGCUCCUCUUGAUGCUGCUCUCCCUGGCUCCAUGCCUCUACUAAAUCGUGCUUGUGUGGAAUGGGCUGUAGUAGCUGGACUAGCAUUGAACUGUCGCAUUAAUCCAACCUCAAGGUUUGACCGAAAGCACUACUUCUAUGCCGACUCCCCCGCCGGCUAUCAAAUCACUCAGCAUGCCUCUCCAAUUGCAGAAAGCGGGUGGCUGGAUUAUGUCUGGAAACCCUCCGACCAUGAGGCGCCACCCCAAGUUAGCAGAGCCACGAUUAAGCGAAUUCAACUGGAGCAAGAUACGGCCAAAAGUCUUCAUGACGAAGAAGGUGGCCGAAGUCUCAUCGACCUCAACAGAACCGGCGUUGGUCUUAUCGAAAUCGUCACGGAACCCGUCUUUUCUUGGGGCUGUCAGGCGGCCGCCUUCGUUGAAGAGUUAUCCUCCCUUCUCCGUCACCUUCGUGUUUGCUCAGCGAACAUGUCUGCAGGUGAACUGCGUGUCGACAUUAACGUCUCAAUUGGACCCUCGAAGUCUGAACAGGGGCCCAUUGUUGAAGUGAAGAACGUGAACAGUCUUCGCACCAUCCGUCAGGCCAUAGAUUUUGAAAUAGCACGACAAUGCGAGGUUGUGCAGUCUGGUGGAGUUGUUGUCAAUGAAACGCGUUCGUAUGAUGCAAACAACAAUAAAACCACGCCAAUGCGCGACAAGGAGGUGGUGCAGGAUUAUCGAUUUCACCCAGAGCCUGACCUUCCUCUUCUGCGGAUCCGUGAGUCGUGCGACUUGUGCCGUUCACUUGAGACGGUCGGCGAAAACGCAGUCAAGCAGUCGAGUGCAUCAGCGCUCGGAGCAAAGUGCGAGGGUUCCAGGGGUGUUUGUGUGGGCUGCGUUCGGGUCGCUUAUAGUCUCACUGGUGCUGAUAGUGACCUUGCGCUUCCGAAUAAGGUCCGUCAGGAGCUCGUCUUUGACCACGGUCUGCCUGUUGAGCGUGCGGCACUACUGAUUAAUGUUCAGCAGCUCAGAGAUCUCUACCAAUCUGCAUCCUCCCUCACAGUUUCGCAGCUUCUGGAUUUUCGGCAGGAUAUUCUGAUGCGCCAAAGUUUUCAAGAUGAUGACUUUAAUCGGCUAAUACGCAAUGAAGUCGCUUACUGGUGUUCCGGCAUUUUAUAUAGUUCUCUCCGAGAUAAGCCAAAAUUCUGUCUACCUUCCCCUACCCAAUUGUCCCAGUUUGUGAUCAUGAAUCUGACUGGCCAGAUUUUCGGCACUGGAUCAGAAGAGGUUCUUAACAGCAUGUGUUCUGUGGGCGAAUCCGCACAUCCCCUGGAAGUUGCUCGCCAACGGGGCGUGCUGCUUGUCAACAACCGGGAGGUCAUCCGCACAGUCUGCUGCGCCUUCGUUGAGGCGAAUUCGUCCCUGCGCGCCGCACAUGCCCUUGCCGACUCCGCGUCCAUUCCGCACUUGGACGAUGCGCUGCAUGCCAUGCUGCUCGAUUUCGUCGUCCAUUCUCGCGUAAACGUGGCCGGCCGCUCACGCAGCUCAAUCCUCUCUCUCGCUCUCUACCGCCAUGUCGCAGCUCGAUGCACUGACCUCGGCCAAUUUAAGAAGGCUGUUAACCUAACUCACGUUAGAAAGUACAUUCGCAAAGGCCGAAAAAAACGACACCUCCAGUCAAUGGUCAGUCGAAUUUUGAGGGACGAAAAUGCCAAUCUCCAUCCGUUUCUAGUGGAGUCGUGCAUCUCUGAUAUUCUCAGUUCAGAUGAUUAUCGGACAGAGGAUCAAUAA